This is a messenger RNA of Chroicocephalus ridibundus (black-headed gull), 2966 nucleotides long. It is a transcript of the gene PRRC1, whose product is annotated as proline rich coiled-coil 1. Gene Ontology annotation, biological process: activation of protein kinase A activity. The record is from RefSeq and is a predicted model, not a curated record. Gene Ontology annotation, cellular component: cytoplasm. The transcript has 10 exons. Lineage: Eukaryota; Metazoa; Chordata; Aves; Charadriiformes; Laridae. Bases 311 to 1636 code for a protein of 441 amino acids. Gene Ontology annotation, molecular function: protein kinase A regulatory subunit binding.
GCGGAGCCGGCGCGGCGCCGCUCUGGCUGCUGGGAGGUGUAGUCGGCGGUCGAGACGGUCGGUGGCUUCGUUUAUCGCCGGUGGAGCCCGUACCGCGGUUUCUGCGCCACGCGAGCACGGGCGGGCAGGGGGGCAGGCAGCUGGCUCUGCUGCUCGCAGGAGCAUCUACUGAAAUACAAGAAGGGGUUAAUUAAGGAUGACUGAAAAUAUGGCCUCGUUAUAAACUCUGAAGUAUGACUGACUUCUAGAUAACGUGGUUUUAUCCAUGUGAAAUUUACUAAUCUCCAUUUCUUUUUGUAGCUGAAGGAACAUGAUGGAAGAGAGUGGAAUAGAGACAACUCCACCUGGCACGCCCCCGCCAAGCACAGCAGGGGCUGCUGCUGCCGCUGCUACACCUGUCUCAUUAGCUUUGUCCAGUCCCCUUGCGACACCAAGCAUGUCAUCUGCUGCUGCAUACUCACCACCCUUGCCAGCUGGAGUCUCUCCUCUUCCUCCUCCUAUGAUGACUUCAGCUUCGCUUCCACUUGUGCCUUCUGCAACAGUUUCUACUAUUGCACCACCUUUAACUUCUGCCCCACCUCCUGUUGCCCCUUCAGCUUUUAGUACCUCCAUGUCACAGUUCUCUGCAUCUCCUCCAUUAAGCUCUACUGGUGGCCCUGGUCUUCCUGCACCUCCCACUGGUCCCCCGAUUUCGGGAUUUUCCAUGUCUUCAACCUAUGACAUUACCAGAGGUCAUGCUGGUCGAGCACCACAGAGCCCACUGAUGCCAUCAUUUUCUGCACCUCCAGUCACAGGUGUUUUGGCAGAUCCUAUUACUCAACAAGCAACUUUCUCAUCACCUUUGGCUCCUGGAACUGGUUCUGCAAUCACUUUUCCUGAGGAGCGUGAAGACCCUAGAGUAUCUACUGCCCAAGGUGGAGCACCUGCUGGAGGACUGUGGGGGUUUAUAAAGGGUGUAGCUGAGAAUCCCAUGGUGAAGUCUGUUCUUGAUAAAACGAAACAUUCAGUGGAGACCAUGAUCACAACACUGGAUCCUGGCAUGGUUCCAUAUAUCAAAACUGGGGGAGAACUGGACAUAGUGGUUACUUCUAAUAAAGAGGUAAAAGUCGCAGCAAUUAGAGAUGCCUUUCAAGAAGUCUUUGGAAUGGCUGUUGUUACUGGAGAGGCUGCACAGUCUAACAUCGCACCCCAACCUGUGGGCUAUGCUGCAGGUUUAAAAGGAGCCCAAGAAAGGAUAGACAGCUUGCGUCGGACAGGAGUAAUACAUGAAAAACAGCCUGCUGUAUCAGUAGAAAACUUCAUUGAGGAAUUGCUUCCUGACAAGUGGUUUGACAUUGGAUGUUUGAUUAUUGAGGAUCCAAUUCAUGGAAUUCAUCUGGAAGCUUUUACCCAAGCAACACCAGUGCCAUUGCAAUAUGUUCAGCAGGCUAAAAGUCUCACUCCUCAGGACUACAGUCUGAGAUGGUCAGGCCUGUUGGUGACCGUGGGCGAAGUACUUGAGAAGAGUAUACUGAAUGUCAACAGGACUGAUUGGCACAUGGUAUUCACUGGCAUGUCCCGUCGACAGAUGAUCUACAGUGCAGCAAAGGCUCUAGCAGGAAUGUACAAGCAACACUUACCACCCAGGACGGUUUGAAAGAAGGCUGAUCUGUGACACUAAGGAAUACUGGGUCUGAUUGAAGAAUUCAAGUGAAAGCUACAUAUUUUAAUUCUCAAUGGAUACAGCACAGAUCUGUAAUCUAACUGUAAACUGUAUUUUACUUUUUAAGAAAUGAAGGUAUUUUCCAAUAGUGGAAAUGAACAAUUUUAACUACUAUAUGAUUUCCAAUAUGAUUCACAAAACAGGAAAUCAGAACAAACAUAUUUAUAAGUGGGACAAAUACCGUUACAGUUUGUAAGUGGAAUGUGCUAUUAUUUGACACCUUACUAGGAAUUUGCUGAGAUACUUUAGUUAGUAUACUUUUUUAAAGAAGGGGUUCAUUGUUCAGUUAUUUCUGUUAUAUUAGUAAUAUAAACAUGCUGGUAGCGUAAUAUAUCUGUUAUAUAUGCAUUUCAAUCCAGAGAGACUACCUUCUGUAUUAGAUGUUUUCUUGGCUCCUGUGCUUAGGUGGUACUUAACACCUCAUAGGUUUGGUGUCUGUAUAAGUUCUCAGGAGUGAUGCUGAGUAGUUUUUACAACACGUAACAGUGAGCAGCUGAAGAAGAGCACAAAUCCAUGCCCCAUUAGUAGAAGUAACUGCUAAAUAAUUUUGAAAUCUUGUUUUCCAUGCUGCACCUUUUUUUGUUUUUAUGUAACAGUAAUGGCAUUUACAUCCAAUUAAAACACUAGACAAAUUCCAAGUUGCUUCAGUGGGUUUUAGAUCAGGUACCACAUAUGCAUGAAAUUAUCUCAGCAGUUUCAACAACAUAAUUUACUACAGUGCUUCCAAACUUCAUAUUUUAUAUGGAAUUAUGUAAUUUCUUCUACAAAGUUAUGGUUGUCAGCAUUUUGAUGCGGAAAAUGGUGAGAUGUGUAUCCCUUGCUUUGCUCUCCUGGGUUUUCUAAACAUUUUUAAGUCUUAAAUGCCUUCUUGAUGUCAUGAGCUCACUGUUUCCUAUGUAAGUCUUCAGUGGUGUCUGAUUUUUUUCUUGGCUAUAAAUGCCCUGUAUCCAUGCUCACGCAAUCUUAAAUCUUCAUUUAGAAAUACAGAAGUAAUUGUGAAGAAAAUAUUUUGGUAAUAAUACUUUUUUUAAGAAAGAAAGAAAGAAUAAACAAAUACUCUUUGUUUGCCUUAAAGAAACAGUUUUUCAGCUUGUAUUGCUCUGCCUUUACUUUUCUUAGGUGCUUUCAAAAGACAUUUUUAUAUACGAUAUACUGUUAAGCCAGCUCGCGUUUGUACCCAAUGAAAGCCUGUCUAUUUCCAAGUAAUAUAUUUUGCCUUAAUUGUCUUGCUCUGUAAAUUAGUUGAAUAAAUGUUUUUCCUAGA